AUGCGGCCAACGCUCGAAGAGCUGAUGCCUCAGGCCAAGCACUUCACGGUGGCCGAGUGGUGGGUGCACCAGAGAGCUGGUGAUCAGUGGCACGGUCAUCCACUACAUUUCGACACCAAUGAGCAGCUCCUGCGGGACAGCUUUGGAACCUCUGUGGAGCACCCUGCUGUGAGCAGCGUGGUUUACCUUUGCCAGGACACCCCUCGUUUCGGUCCCACCCUGGUCACUGACCAACGGCAUGGGGGCGCCACUUUGGGCGGCGGAAGCGGUGCGCUGGUGCGACCGCGGAUGGGGCGGCAGCUCUUUUUUGAUGGUGGAUACCUACAUGGAGUGAUGCCAGGGAAACCAUGGAUGGAGGAGCCUCACCAUCCUGGACGUCGUCUCACCUUGAUGGUCGGCUGGUGGACCACGCCCAUCCCCACCUCUCCGGCCACCGAUCCCCCUCGGCCGCUCAUGGAGGGUGGCGGCCGUUGGCAUCGCGAGCUCGGCGGCGCGGGCGUGGCUGCCUCGGCCGCGGCCUACGCGGUGGAGGCGGUGGAGGUGAAGAUACCAAGCACAUCGCCCAUUUGGACGGAUGUGCCUGGCUCCGUGAGCAGCGACAUCAUGGUCGAUCCACCCUAUGGGCGUUUCUUCCUGCGAAGUCGGCAACAAAUUGAUGAGGACUUGUUCAACUAG
Durusdinium trenchii is the source of this 675-nucleotide messenger RNA. NCBI's taxonomy places the organism in Eukaryota, Dinophyceae, Suessiales, Symbiodiniaceae. The record is from the annotation of a GenBank genome assembly.